AUGGAAUGUAGUCUAUGUAAAAAACCUACAAAUAGGUGUUGUUCGAGAUGUCAAGCUAAAUAUUACUGUAGCCCGUUGUGUCAAAAGAAAGACUACACCAAUCAUGUACUCGACUGUCCGCCGAGAUCUGCGGAUACUCUUGUUAAAAAUGUUUUGGCCAAUAAAAUACCGACGAAAAUAGCGGUGCUAUAUGAAUACGGCUUUAACAACUGCAUGAAUCCCUGGGAUCAAAGAUUUCUUCUGGGCUUAUAUAUUGGCCUUAUAAAGUUUAUAGGUUGCAGUGCCUCGCAGAUCCAUUCAUGGUGGGAAAAUGGCGAGUUACCACUUAACAUCAAAAAGGCAUAUGAUGAUGCAGGCCAAAAUAGCGGAUACUACCAAUGGUUCUUAAAAAAUGAACAUUUAUUGCAGGGUCUGCAUAAAUAUGAGGGCGAAAAUUUCGAUAUAUCCUCAGUAGAUAAUUUAUAUGUAAUGGUCAAACCGUACCUCUCCGAACAUGAUCAAUCAGUUUCCAUCAAGUCUCUUCCGGAAUCGAAAUCUAGAGUAGUUGCUUUCUACUGGACCAUGCUCAGAGGAAGUAUUCCAAUGAUUGAAGAGGUGAAUUGGAUUGAAUUUGGGUUUUGUUCGUGUAAAGUUGAUCAAGACUACUUAGGACAGAUGGAAGAGUUACGGUUGUGUGCAUUGUAUCGAGAGCUUAUCAUUCAAAAAGGUUGCAAGAUCGAUGAAUUCCAUGAUGCCUACGUGUCUGGAUCAGUAGUGGACCUGUUGAAGAGAAAAUGUGACAACGGCAGUUGGUUAUCAGAAAACAGAAUUGAGGUUCCUGGAUACAGACAACAAAGAAUGAGCGUCUAUGAUCUCAAACAAUAUGUGCUGAGCGAAUCCGUAGAUCUCGCACGUCCUGUGUAUGUUGAUUAUGGUUUUAUGAAUUGUCGCACAAAAGAUGAGCAUAGACAACUUAGAAAUUUGUAUAACAAAUUAAUAAAAACUCCUCAAUUUGAUCUACGGGAUUUGCAUGAGGCCUGCGUGACAGGAAAAAUCUUCAAUUAUGUCAGCGCCAUUCUUCCUAACGAAGUGGUGAAAAGAGAUCUUUUGAGAAACGUUUACCCAUUGAAAGAUUUGGAAUAA
This is a messenger RNA of Ambispora leptoticha, 1122 nucleotides long. Lineage: Eukaryota; Fungi; Glomeromycota; Glomeromycetes; Archaeosporales; Ambisporaceae. The record is from the annotation of a GenBank genome assembly.